GCUCGCGCCGAUUGUGCUAUGUGGGCGACUCUGCAUUGAAAUUGAUUUUAAAAUGUCAAAUCAGCACAUACAGGUGGUGGGGGCCUCGUGCGGCCAGCACGGCUCCUACGUCUUCUACAAGGCGUUCAGCUUCGCCUGCGCCGGGCGGCGGCGCGUGCUGGCGCUGGGCGAGUUCUUCUUCGUGAAGCUGUGGACGGGCCAGGAUCAGGUGUGCCUGGGUGAGCUGCAGCUGAUCUUCGAAGAGGGCGGCAGCGGCGAGCGGCUGGCCUGCUUGCGGCUCUACUUCCUGCCCGAGCACACGCCCGACGGCAGGCUCGAAUGCCACGGCCAGGAUGAGGUGCUGGCCGUGCAGGAGAAGCUGACGGUGCGACUGGAGGACCUGGCCGAUGUGGUGGUGCGCGUGCCGCGCUGGGCGGCCGGCUGGCCGGCGGGCGGCGGCCACAACCCGGCCGGCCCGGCCGCCGCCUUCUGCUCGACGGCCGCCGCCUCCGGCCGGCUGGCCAUGGCCGACGUGGAGCGCGCCAAGCGGAGCCUCGGCGACACCGUUGACCCGGACGAGCCGUGUGCGCUGGUGCUCAGCUACGACCGCUACUGCCGGCUGCGCGGCCUCAUGAAACGGCUGGAGUCGGUGAACCCGCGGGUGUACACACACGCGCUGGUGCGCGCCCUCGGCGGCCAGCAGAUCCCCAGCCGCAACACGCGCCUGCUCUACUGCCGGGACGUGUUCGACUACCCCGAGCUGGACAGCCACGAGGUCUUCUGCAACCACCUGGCGCCGAAGCUGCGCGGCCGCAGUCGGAAGAAGGCACGUCGCGACGGCUCGUCGCCCAGCUCCGAGUCCACCUCCGACACGGAGAGCAGCCUGCCGAAGAUGCCGACUGCGGCGGCGCACGUGACGCUGGAGGCGGGCUCCCUGCGCCGCAAGCCGACCCUGAUGCGUGGCCUUAUGCCCAGCGGCAAGCAGCCCCACCAGCUCAAGUCGUGGCGCUGGGGCGAGAAGGAGCUCCUCCAGCGGCUGCACCACUUCAUGAACCAGCGCGGCACGCCCAUCAAGAGCAUGCCCAUCUGGGGGCUCCAGAACCUGAGCCUGUUCCGACUGUACCGGCGCGUCCAGCAGCUGGGUGGCUACCAGUCCGUGUGCGCGCGCCGCCUCUGGAAGCAGGUGUUUGACGAGAUGGGCGGCAGUCCGCACAACACGGCCGCCGGCACGUGCACCCGGCGCUGCUACGAGAGGCUGUGUCUGCCGUUCGAGCGGUACGACCGCGGCCUGCCGGAGCCGAUGGCCGAGCAGCGACCUCGCCUGUCGGCCGGGCCGGCGCCGCGACCGCCGGGCCAGCCGCCGGCCGCCGGCACGUCCGUGCUGUCGGCGCUGGCGCAGACACGGCCCUCUAUCACCAUCACGCCGCUGCCGCGCCCCACCCGCAUCGGCUCCAUCACCAUCACACCGGUGGGGAAGGCGCCAUCGCCGGCCGCGGCGCCGCUGGGCUCGGUCGAGCAGCUGAUGGCGCUGCAUAUGGCGAGCACGUCGCUGCCGCCGCAGAUGCUGCAGUACAUGGCCGGCUUCCCGGCAGUCGGCAAGGCGUCCGGCCUGGAGCAGCUGCACCGCGCCCAGCAGCAGAUGGCGCUGCAGAGUCUGAUGGCGCAGCGCAUGACCAUGAUGCCCAGUAUGCCCGGCAUGACCAAGGAGCAGGCGCAGGCCAACAUCGAGGCCUACCAGCGCAUGCUGCAGGGCAACUUCAACAAGUCGUGA
Pollicipes pollicipes is the source of this 1750-nucleotide messenger RNA. Its product is annotated as AT-rich interactive domain-containing protein 5B. NCBI's taxonomy places the organism in Eukaryota, Metazoa, Arthropoda, Thecostraca, Pollicipedomorpha, Pollicipedidae. The record is from RefSeq and is a predicted model, not a curated record. Gene Ontology annotation, molecular function: transcription cis-regulatory region binding. Gene Ontology annotation, biological process: regulation of transcription by RNA polymerase II. The transcript is spliced from 10 exons. Gene Ontology annotation, cellular component: nucleus. The coding region runs from base 53 to 1750 and encodes 565 amino acids.